Metarhizium album ARSEF 1941 is the source of this 1527-nucleotide messenger RNA. RefSeq names its product Major facilitator superfamily domain, general substrate transporter. Gene Ontology annotation, biological process: transmembrane transport. Bases 1 to 1527 code for a protein of 508 amino acids. The record is from RefSeq and is a predicted model, not a curated record. Gene Ontology annotation, molecular function: transmembrane transporter activity. Lineage: Eukaryota; Fungi; Ascomycota; Sordariomycetes; Hypocreales; Clavicipitaceae. Gene Ontology annotation, cellular component: membrane. The transcript is spliced from 3 exons.
AUGGCCCCUCAAAAGCUAGAUCACCACGCCAUGCAUAUGGAGACGGCCAUGCCUGCAUAUGACGGCCGAGGCGUGUUGCGUAUCGACCAAGUUGUUAGCUCUGACACAUAUGGGGAAUCACCUGUUCGAUUCGACCCAGCCGCCGAAAGGAAGCUUCGGCUCAAGAUCGACCUAUACAUCGUUCCAACCGUGGCUGUGCUGUACCUCUUUUGCUUCAUCGAUCGGACAAACAUGGGCAACGCAAAAAUCGCAGGCCUAGAGGCCGAACUAGGCUUUACGGGCUACAACUACAAUGAAAUCAUCUCCAUCUUCUACAUUUCGUAUGUUCUUUUCGAGAUUCCCGCCAAUCUUCUUUGCAAGUACGUGGGACCUGGCUGGUUUCUUCCCGUCGCCACUGUGCUGUUCGGGAUAGCCUCUCUCACCACGGCCUACGUCCACAACUACGCCCAGAUGGCAGGCGUCCGGUUCCUCCUGGGCGUCUUUGAGGCCGGCAUGCUACCGGGCUGCGCCUACUACCUGUCGAGGUGGUACCGCCGGUCCGAGCUGGCAUUCCGCCUGGCGCUCUACAUCAUCACCGCGCCCCUGGCCGGAGCGUUUGGCGGCCUCCUCGCCUCGGCCAUCCUGCGGCUGGACCGCUUCGGCGGCCUGCACGAGUGGCGCAUGAUAUUCGCCAUAGAGGGCAUCAUCACCAUUGGCGUCGGCCUCGUUGCGCUCCUGAUCCUCACAGACAGGCCAGAGACGGCGCGCUGGCUGACGCCCGAGGAGAAGGAGAUGGCCGUCGCUCGCGUCAAGUCGGAGCGGGUCGGCCAAACCGUCGUGCUGGACAAGAUGGACACCAAGAAGCUCGUUCGCGGAAUCUUCAGCCCCGUGACCCUCAGCACCUCACUCGUCUUCCUCCUCAACAACGUCACCGUCCAAGGGUUCGCCUUCUUUCUCCCGACCAUUGUCAGGACGAUUUUCGGAUCCAAGACCACCAUCCAGCAGCAGCUGCUCGUCGCGCCGCCCUACCUGGUGGGGGUCGUGUUCAUGAUUCCCUUCCCCCUCAUGAGCUGGAGGAUGGACAGGCGGCAGGUUUUCCUCACGCUGUCGGCGCCGUUGGUCAUGGUCGGGUACUGCAUGUUCCUGGGAUCCACGCAGCCGUCGGUGCGGUACGCGGCCACCUUUGUCAUUGCCAUGUCCACCUUCUCCAACGGCGCCAUCACCAACGCCCAGGUAUCUGCCAAUGUUGCCAGCGACACGGCUCGGAGCGCAGCCAUCGGGACCAACGUCAUGUUUGGCAACCUCGGCGGUCUGAUCAGCAGCUGGGCGUUCCUGCCGUGGGACGCUCCGAAUUAUCACAUCGGCAACGGCCUGAACCUGGCUGCCGCGGGCACGUUGUUCGUCGUCGCGCUGCUGACGCACCUGUGGAUGAACUUUGACAACAAGAGACGCGCGGGGCGAGAUGUCGACGAGGAGCUAAAGGGCCUGUCGCAGCAGGAAAUUGAGGAUCUGGACUGGAAACACCCGGCUUUCCGGUGGAGACCCUGA